AUGUCUACUCGUCGUCGACUGAGGCAUCCCAAUAUCAUGGUGUUUUGCUUAGUUCUAGGUGAAGCUCCUGCCAAAAGGAGAAUUUUUGUGAUUGAUAUUACCGAAAAUAUUUCGACCGUUUCGCAUGCUAUCAAGAAAGCGAAGGAACCUGAUUUGGAUCAUUUUCCUCCAAUAAAUUAA
This is a messenger RNA of Racocetra persica, 180 nucleotides long. NCBI's taxonomy places the organism in Eukaryota, Fungi, Glomeromycota, Glomeromycetes, Diversisporales, Gigasporaceae. The record is from the annotation of a GenBank genome assembly.